AUGGCUGAGCUUCGUGAAGAAUUGGACGCAUAUUAUACGUCAUACGGAGAGGAGUACUACAACGUGUCCUUUACAGAUGAUCUGCAAAAAAGACUGGGCCCUAAAAGGCAAGAGUUGAGCAAAGUUGUACCAAUCACCGUGGCGUACUGUUUUAUAUUCAUUGCCGGGAUAGGAGGAAACAUCGCAACAUGCGCAGUAAUAAUCCGGAACAAAUACAUGCACACGGCAACAAACUAUUAUCUGUUUAACCUGGCGGUUGCAGAUUUGCUUGUGUUAAUCCUCGGGUUGCCAAUUGAACUGUACUCAUUUUGGUCGGCGUACCCAUGGGUGUUCGGGGAAGCCUUUUGCGUCCUUCGCAACAUGGCUGCCGAAACAUCAACAAAUGCUGCCAUCUUGACUAUAACCGCUUUCACCAUUGAGAGGUACGUCGCAAUUUGUCAUCCAAUGCGCGCACAGCGCAUGUCCAGUCUCUCCAGAGCUAUUCGAGUAAUCGUCAUUGUUUGGCUCGUGGCGGCGAUCUGCUCUUUUCCACAAGCCGUGCAAUUUGGACUGAUUUACGUCACUGAUAGGUCCGGUAAACCCAUCGAAGAAUCCGUUACCUGCAACCUUAUACCAGGCCAUAGAAUCAAACACACUUUUGAGCUGGCGACAUUUUUGUUUUUCUUCGCGCCGAUGGCUAUUAUAACUGGAAUGUACGCUCUGAUGGCCAUGGCCAUCCGUCGAUCAACGCUGUCACGGAGUGGUUCUUCAUCGUCCGAAGGUGGCGAAUCCCACGAGUCUACGGUGUGGAACAGGAAACCACGGCGAGCCAGGAGGGCAGUGGUCAAGAUGUUAGUUGCUGUGGUGGUGGCAUUUUUCGUGUGCUGGGCGCCAUUUCACGCUCAGCGGCUCAUGGUUUUGUACGUGCAAAGGUGGACUAAACAGCUUUUAGACAUUCAAAUGAUUCUGUUCUACAUUUCCGGAGUUCUAUACUACAUCAGUUCAACUAUCAAUCCGAUUUUGUACAACAUCAUGUCGCUCAAGUUUCGAAAGGCUUUCCGAGACACUUUAUUGUGGCGAUCUUGCCAGGAGCGGCGGCGACCACAACUGACUUAUUCCUACAAGUUUAGCCGUCGAAUACUUCACUCUGACACAAAGUCUGAAGUGUGUGACCAAGGGUCUCCAUUGCCAAUUCGACAAUCGUCUGGAACUUUCCCAGUACUGAAAAACUCUGUUAUUGUGAGCAGAGGCUUGCAGAGAUCAACCCCUGCUUCGGUCCGCGUUAUAGAUGAAUCCAAACCAAACGGAAAGCUGUACGACUUUAUCAGGUCGAAGUCUCAUCCGGUUAGUUUGCGGUCAGAUGCUUCAGAACAGUUUGCCAUUCGCUUUGCCUAUCGAGGCACUUGA
Molecule: messenger RNA, 1386 nt
Organism: Liolophura sinensis
Lineage: Eukaryota; Metazoa; Mollusca; Polyplacophora; Chitonida; Chitonidae
Product: pyrokinin-1 receptor-like
Exons: 2
Coding region: 1-1386 (461 amino acids)
Biological process (GO): neuropeptide signaling pathway
Cellular component (GO): plasma membrane
Molecular function (GO): neuromedin U receptor activity
Source: RefSeq, a predicted model, not a curated record